Messenger RNA from Umbelopsis ramanniana AG, 1555 nucleotides. RefSeq lists its product as uncharacterized. The transcript is spliced from 2 exons. Bases 372 to 1400 code for a protein of 342 amino acids. The record is from RefSeq and is a predicted model, not a curated record. NCBI's taxonomy places the organism in Eukaryota, Fungi, Mucoromycota, Umbelopsidomycetes, Umbelopsidales, Umbelopsidaceae. Gene Ontology annotation, cellular component: cytoplasm.
UGACAAAGCAAACUAUAUAUCAUGCUACAAGAUUAUUAAACAAGUGAAGCAAUGAGACAAUACCAUAGACCGAAUGCAAGACGCUUUGUAAGUAAUAUUGCAAAAAGAACAUUUCGAGUUCUUAAUGCUUUUGAUGAUAGGUGGAAAGAAAAUUGAACGAAAUAUCAACAUCAAAAGGUAUAUUUGCGUGGACUGAAUGGAAGUGACUGAAGUGACUAAUGAAAAGCGUAAAUGAAUGGCGAUCAAACGAGGGACUCAGUCACUCCCAUGCUGUCCAUAGUCUAUCAUUUCUUCGGAUCAUGCAAAUAUAAUUUUAUACCCCCCGGCCCUAUUCACGUCAAAUUAUACUAUCCGUCCUAUUUUUCUCACCCAUGCCAUCACUAAGAGUUUUGUCCAAAGAUCAAGUUGAUCUCCUUUUGCAGCGAUCAAGCAAUCCCAAUGUUUCGUCAGAGCUUGAGAUCAUCAACCUUAUGGCUGAGAUCUUUUCUGCCUACAGCUUUUCACCGGAAAAGGUGCAAUCGCCACAUAGAGUUACCAUUCAGACUCCAAACCACACUGUGCUCUAUAUGCCAUCGCGUGUAGACGGUAUGGGUACCGCGAUGAAGGUGGUGAGUGUUCCCAAGAACGGCAAAGGAGGAUUGCCUUCAAAUAUUUUGGUCUUGGACGAAGAAACCGGCAACCUUCGUGCAGUGGUGAAUGCCGCAGCGUUGACGGCUAUCCGCACAGCGGCAGGCUCUGCACUGGCCACUAAGCUUCUCGCAUCCCCCAAUGCAUCUAAUUUGGUGGUGUUUGGAGCGGGAGCACAAGCUAUUGCACAUGUUGACUUACUCGUAGCUGUACGGCCAUCCAUCCGCCACGUUCAUGUGUGGAAUCGAUCCAAGGAACGUCUGGAGCCCGUUCUUAUCUUGUUGCGUGAGAAGCAUCCAUGCAUCACCUUCACCGGUUUGGUCGGCCAAGAUACAACUCUGGAGGAAGCUGUUCGAAACGCACACAUCAUAUGCACAUGCACCAAUAGCUAUGUACCCAUUUUCGACGGCCACUGGGUCCAGCCGGGAACUCACAUCAACAGUGUCGGCUCGUAUACGCUUGACAUGGAGGAAAUCGAUCAAACAACCGUUGGUCUUCCGCGCAAAAUUGUCGUAGACUCUCGAGACGCUUGUAAGAUAGAAGCUGGAGAGCACGUUAGAGCUGUCAACGAAGGCCAGCGCAACCCUGACACAGAUUGGGUGGAAGUUGGCGCCUUGGUCAAGCACCCCGAGCUCAUCAAGCAGGUCAGAGAAACGGAAGAUGAUGUUACUAUAUUCAAAAGUGUCGGUGUUAGUGCUCAAGACGUUGCCAUUGCUGAAAUGAUUGUGAGGCGAGCAGAGAAAGACAACAUUGGACAGAUGGUAGAAAACUAGAAGAUUUCGUAUAUAAUCGAUUUUUAUUGCAUAAAUUUGACAUGAAAUGAUAGCUAAUGCUACAAAGUUAAAACAAAUGAAGAUGGGUGUAUACAUCCUAAUUGUUUUCACUCUAAAGCUAAAAGUUCACCUACUGGAAAAGAAAUAAUCGUAUU